Molecule: messenger RNA, 792 nt
Organism: Sesamum indicum (sesame)
Lineage: Eukaryota; Viridiplantae; Streptophyta; Magnoliopsida; Lamiales; Pedaliaceae
Source: RefSeq, a predicted model, not a curated record
AGCUUGCUUGCUUGCUACAACUCUGGUUUCGGUUUCCUCUUCAUCUCCGCUCUCUCACACUCAAACCCUAGCCACCGCCAAAAAUGCCGCCGAAGUUCGAUCCCACCCAGGUCGUCGACGUGUUCGUCCGUGUAACCGGAGGAGAAGUCGGUGCUGCCAGUUCCCUCGCCCCUAAGAUCGGUCCCCUCGGUCUAUCUCCCAAGAAGAUCGGUGAAGACAUUGCCAAGGAAACCGCCAAGGAUUGGAAGGGCCUUCGCGUCACUGUCAAGCUCACCGUCCAAAACCGUCAGGCUAAGGUAACCGUUGUGCCCUCCGCCGCCGCUUUAGUCAUCAAGGCACUCAAGGAGCCGGAGCGCGACCGUAAGAAGACUAAGAACAUCAAGCACAAUGGCAAUAUCUCGCUUGAUGAUGUAAUCGAGAUUGCUAAGGUAAUGAGACCUCGCUCGAUGGCUAAGGAUUUGGCGGGCACCGUUAAGGAGAUUCUCGGUACGUGUGUUUCCGUUGGCUGCACCGUUGAUGGCAAGGAUCCAAAGGACUUGCAGCAGGAGAUCACCGAUGGAGAUGUGGAAAUUCCCCAAGAUUGAGAUGAAGGUUAAGUUUGGAGUUUUGUUUCCAAUUUCAUAUAAUUAUCAUCUUUUACUGUGUUUUAUUACGAAUGGAUUUGAGGGAACUGUUAGAGGAUUUUUUGGCCCAAGUUGGGAACAUUAAGAUGAAAUGUCUUGUUAAUGAUAUCAGUACUGUUACAUUAUAUUGAGGUUGAAGAUGCUUAAUUUUUUCCGGAAAAUUUUAUAG